Messenger RNA from Pocillopora meandrina, 1075 nucleotides. Lineage: Eukaryota; Metazoa; Cnidaria; Anthozoa; Scleractinia; Pocilloporidae. The record is from the annotation of a GenBank genome assembly.
AUGCAGAGUCCAGGAAAUCUAGAAAAGAAACUGAAUGGACCCUGGAUAGAGGAAUUUUCCAUGAGGCUGUUAAGAAAAUUAACUUUGAGCCUCAGAUCGAUCUAUUUGCCUAUAGGCUUAAUUACCAGUGAAGUAAGUAAAGUUAAACUUUAUUCACACAGGGUAGCCCGUUCAGCUCUAAGGCUGAUAUCCAUAGGGGCCCUGUUUCUUAAAAAUAAUUUACGUCAAAAUUCUCAAUGAUAUAUAUACAUGACUAGAAUUUUAAAACUACAUUAACAGCCUAAGACUACGAAGCCAAAACACAAUUAAGACCUAGAAUAGUAGAUAAAAUAUCAAAGUUAAGAUAAAAAGAAAUGUCUUGCUCGGCGGCAGAACGUUUGAAUGUUUUCACUCUUCACAAUGUUUAAAGGGAGUUUAUUAAAAAAUUUCUGCGCCAGUAAAAAGAAAGGUCCUUUUCCCAAAAUUUUGUUUUACUUUUGGCAGGGAUAGCCUCAUACUUUGCCUUGUGAAGUAAUUGUGAACAUUCGAAAAUCUGGUAAAAUAUGAUGAAAAGUAACUAGGAACUAAUGAGUGAAGACAGAGAAAAACGAGUUUAACCUUGUGAUAAUAGCGUCUACUGGAAAGAGUCGGCCAUUGCAGCUGCUCUAUUGCUUCAGAUGAGCGAGAGCAACGUGUAAUAAUCCGUGCAGAUCUAUUUGGUUAGCGCUUUAGUUGAUUUAUAUCUUGCUGUAGAAGGUUACUCCAGGCAAUGUCAAUUACCGGCUAAGGCCAUUUGUUGCCUACCAACCAGAUCCUGAAGCAAUGGCUAUUAAUGCCUUUCCAAUUUCUUGGACACCUUGCAAUUUUUAUGCUUUUCCUCCUUUUAGUGUCAUCCCAAAAGUGUUACAGAAAUCCAAGUAGAGGAUGCCACAGGACUGUUGGUUGUGCCAUGCUGGCCGACUCAGCCAUGGUGGCUAUUGGUAAUGAGACUGCUGGUUCUGGAAAACCUUGUGCUUCCCAUAAAGAAACACACGUUAUUUCUACCUCAACAGCCGGACUUGGUGCAUCCACUACACCAGAAGCUCACACUUCUGAU